This is a messenger RNA of Saccostrea cuccullata (small rock oyster), 2036 nucleotides long. Its product is annotated as cytochrome P450 10-like. Gene Ontology annotation, molecular function: monooxygenase activity; heme binding; oxidoreductase activity, acting on paired donors, with incorporation or reduction of molecular oxygen. The transcript has 12 exons. The coding region runs from base 96 to 1733 and encodes 545 amino acids. The record is from RefSeq and is a predicted model, not a curated record. NCBI's taxonomy places the organism in Eukaryota, Metazoa, Mollusca, Bivalvia, Ostreida, Ostreidae.
UUUGCGCUCACUAGUGCCAUAAGCCAGUACAUAGGGUGGAAACCCAUUUUUAUUUUUCGGCCCCAGUUAACGGUAAUUAGAAACCAGAAACCAAAAUGGCAACCAAAGGUUCAACUUUAUGCAACGUUUUAUCAAAAACUUUGAGGGUUCAAAACCGGGUUCUCUCCACCUCUUCAAGAAACAACCAGGCAAUCUCUCUAACCAAAGUAGCACCGCUAUCGUGUCCAUUGCGAGAUGCAGCAACCGCCUUAGACAGCAUUUUUGCACCAAUUGAAACACCGUUGGAACGAAAAACAAACAUUCAAACUUCGUCAAUAAAGUCUUUCGAUGAAAUCCCAGGACCAAAAGGGCUUCCAAUAGUGGGAACACUCUUUGAUUACAUGAAGAAAGAUGGUUUUCGAUUCAACAAACUGUUUGAAGCCUACAGACAAAGAGCUCUUCAAUUCGGACCAAUUUUCAAAGAAAACAUCGCCAACAUUUCAACAGUUGUCAUCAGCGAUCCUGUUGAGUACAAUAAGGUCAUCCGAGUGGACGGCAAAUUUCCGGAGCGCCAUCUGAUGGAGCCCUGGCAUCACUACAGGGAAAUCAAGAAAUUGGGACAGGGUCUCGUAGAUUCAAAGGGCGCUGAAUGGCACAAACUCCGUACCGUCACGAUCAAGAAGAUGCUGAAGAUGAAGGAAGUCUUGGACUGUUGUUUUGAUAUGGACCAGGUAGCCAAUGAUUUCACCGGUCAUUUGUACAGUCUCAGAAACCAGAACAACGAAAUCGUGGGCAUCGAGAAAGAACUCUUCAAGUGGUCCAUGGAAUCAAUAAGCCCGUUCUUAUUUGACUCCAGAAUCAGAUGUCUUGGACCAAACCCAUCUCAACAGGCUCAAGCCUUCAUUGAAAAUUUACAGGGAUUUUUCAAGCUUAUGCAGCCUCUCAUGUACAAUGUCCCGUUAUACAAAAUUUUCCCCACCAAAACCUGGAAGCAAUACGAGAAAUAUGCUGACAACAUUUUCAAAAUUGGCAGAUCAUUCGUAGACAAGAAAGCCGCCAUGCUCCAACAAAACCCACCAAAAGAGGGACAAAAGUCUUCCUUUUUAGAGUACAUGAUGAACCAAAAAUCCCUCACCGAAAACGAAGCUCUCUCAACAACAGUUGAUAUGCUCAUCAGUGCCACAGAAACUACAUCAACCGGAUCAUUGUGGGCAUUAUACUGCUUAGCUAAAAACCCAGAGGUCCAGGCAAAAUUAUAUCAAGAAACAAAACGAGUUCUACCCAACAACGAGACAAUCACUCCUGAAAAACUUUCCGAGCUCCAGUAUGUCAAAGCAAUCUUGAAAGAAACCUUCAGGUUAUACCCUAUCACUUUCGCAACAACCAGAUAUUUAGCAAAGGACACUGAAGUCGCUGGUUAUACAAUUCCAGCCGGGACCCAUGUGCAAGGAAAUUUGUACACGAUGUAUCGGGAUAGCAAAUUAUUUCCUGAACCAGAAGCUUUCAAACCUGAACGCUGGUUAAAGGAGAACACUAUGAACCAGGAAGUAAAAGCUCUGUCCAACCUCGUGUGGGGUCACGGCGCGCGCAUGUGCAUUGGUCGCAGAUUUGCUGAACAAGAAAUCCAUAUAUUGUUGACAAAGAUUGUUCAGAACUUCCGCCUUGAGUACAAUCACGGCCCUGUAGAUGCUGUUCUGAACACAGUUAUGACUCCUGCUGACCCUCUGCACAUUUCAUUCAUCCCCAGAAACUAGGGAAUGUCUGCGAAUCUUCAAUCGUACUGAGCACAUAUGACUCCUGCCAAUUCAUUCAUCCCCAGAGACUAGGGAAAGUCUGCAAGUCUUCAGUGAUACUGAACACAAAUAUGACCCCUGAUUGUCCUUUGCGUAUUUCGUUAAUCCCGUGAGAUAGGGAAUUCCUGCAAAUCUACAACCAUCUGUGAUAAAUUCUCUGAUAAAAGUACUUUACACAAAAAGUUAAUUGAUUAUUUUUACAAAGCAAUAUAUAUUUAUUUUUUAAACAUUGGUUCAAAAAUAAAUUGUUUCCCGAUGAGCUUA